Messenger RNA from Malaclemys terrapin pileata, 2952 nucleotides. RefSeq names its product sulfotransferase 2B1-like. Gene Ontology annotation, molecular function: sulfotransferase activity. The record is from RefSeq and is a predicted model, not a curated record. The transcript is spliced from 6 exons. Gene Ontology annotation, biological process: sulfation. The coding region runs from base 331 to 1188 and encodes 285 amino acids. NCBI's taxonomy places the organism in Eukaryota, Metazoa, Chordata, Testudines, Emydidae. Gene Ontology annotation, cellular component: cytoplasm.
UCACACAACCCCACAGAGGGCUCCCACCCCGGCACGGGACUGUUCUCCCGCCUGCAGACACCAGCACAGGCCCUUGAGUCGUUCCGGGAACACACCAAGGAAUCAGCUCAACUGGUGCCAAGGUGCAGCUGGCUCUGGGGUGGGACAGCCAAGUAAUAGCCUCACCCUGCUCCCUGCAGAGCUGAGCCUCCCAUUGCCAGUCUGAGGCGCUGGAGACGCCUGACUUUCAGGAGAGAGGACCCCCACACCGCUCCCUGCAGCACAGCUCCCCUAGUAGCGCAUAGGGACCAACACUGACGCCGGGAGGUCUGUCUCUGUCCCUGCCCUGCCAUGGCACGUGAAUACUUCACCCACAAGGGGGUACUGUUCCCAUGCCUGGAUUACUCCCCCAAGGAGCUGAGCUACGUGGAGAAUGAAUUCCAGGUGCGGGACGACGACAUCUUCAACAUCGCCUAUCUCAAGUCAGGCACUAACUGGAUGCUGGAGAUCCUGAGUCUGAUCCGUUGUGACGGGGACCCCGGCUGGGUGCGCAGCGUGCUGAACUGGGAGCGGGCGCCCUGGGUGGAGAGCCAGCUGGGGCUGGAGGCUGCCCUGAAAUACCCCCCGCCCCGGCUGCUCUGCUCCCACCUCCCCAUCCAGCUCUUCCCCAAGUCCCUGCAGCGCUCCAAGGCCAAGAUCAUCUACACCCUGCGCUGCCCCAAGGACGUCCUGGUCUCUCUGUACCACUUCUCCAAGCUGCUGCUCCUAUUCAAGGACCCUGGCUCACUGGACUCCUUCCUCGAGGACUUCCUGAGCGGGAACGUGCCCUACGGCUCCUGGUUCGACCACAUCACCGGCUGGAUGGGGCUGAAGGGCAACGAGAACUUCUUCUCCAUCACCUACGAGGAGCUGCAGCAGGAUCCGUGGGGCAGCGUGCAGAGAAUCUGCCACUUCCUGGGGAAGGAGCUGAGUGAGGAGCAAGUGGCCGCGGUGGUGGAGAAUGCCUCCUUCCAGAGCAUGAAGGGGAACAAAAUGUCCAACUACUCGCAGCAGAGGGACGAGUUCAUGGACCACCAGAACGGGGAGUUCCUGAGGAAAGGGAUCUGCGGCGACUGGAGGAACCAUCUCUCGGAGGCACAGAGCCAACGAUUCGACACCGUUUACCGGGAGCGGAUGCAGGGUCUGGGCAUGACCUUCCCCUGGGACUGACAGCCCCGCGCCCGCCACAUCUGCACCCGCAAUACACCGGCCCUGUGCCCCCCACGUGCUGCUGCUCUUCCUGUACCCUGGGAGAUGCCUCCUGGGGCCGCAUCUCUGGGCUGGGGUGUGUGACCAGCAGGGGGCAGCACCCACCCAUGGGGCAGAUCUACAUUUUUACUAAUACGUGUGAACAAAGAACAGACAGACACUGUAAAUGUUGCUUUUGCCUAAACCCGAUGGAUUUGUUAGUAUAAUGGGAAUAGAGAAGAGCAGUUCAAGUGUUACUGGGCAUGGUGGGAAUGUAUAGGCGAGCGCACACUUGAAGACUGCCUCAGCUCCUUAUCUCAAGGUGAGGUCAAGCAACCAGUUAGGAGGGGCAAGGGGGGCUGGGGGCAGGCGUAAGAGACACUAUUGUAAAGCGCUUUGGAUAAAAGUGCUAUAUAAAAACCCUUAAUACACCUCUACCCCCGCUAUAACACUGUCCUCGGGAGCCAAAAAAUCUUACCGCGUUAUAGGUGAAACCGCGUUCUAUCGAACUUGUGCUACAUAAAAACCCUUAAUAAUAAUUAAAGUUUUAUUGUUCUACAUAAAAAAACACACAACUCAUACUUAAUAGCAGUAGUCUUAACCUUUCUAAGGCGACGGAUGUGCCCUCUCUCCCCUGCCGUGGCCUGGGAAGGAGGAGGGGUCUCUCCCCCACCAUAACAGUCCCCACCCUGGGGCUGGGAAGGAGUGGGCGUCUCUCCCUGGCAGCCGCAGCCCUGGAGCUGGGAAAAGUCUUCUCUUUCUCUGACCGCCGCAGCCCUGCAUGACAAAAAUUCCCCCCUACCCCCUCUUCUCACCCCACUGCUCCCUCCCACCUACCCCCUCUUCUCCCCAAGACCAACACCUCACCUUACAUGUGCAUCUUCUCUAGGGUGCAGGCACCUAAUGGUGGAGCCACACCUGCGCCUUCAUUCUCUCGUGUGUGGCCACCCAAGCGUGCACCUUAGAGGGAACUAUCCACCGGCCACCUCAAUGGAGCUCGGUCCGUGGACCACAGUUUGAGAACCUCUGAAUUAGAGCAGAUGUUCGUUUAAAAUUGUGCAAUGCUCCCUUAUAACGUUGUUUGGUAGCCGCUUGCUUUGCCCACUGCUUGCAGGAAGAGCAGCCAUUGCAGCUGGCUAGUGGGGGCUUGGAACCAGGGUGGACUGGCAGACCCCCAUCAGCUUCCCUGAGUUCCCUGGGGGGCCCAGCAGCCUAUCUAUUGCUGGCAGUUCAGCUGCCCCUCCCCCCACUGCCGUGUGCUGCUGCUGCCCUCUGCCUUGCAGCUGCUCCCUGAGCCUCCAGCUUGCUGUGAGAGGGGUGCUGAUGUCAGCAUGUCCCCCUCCCCCCACCCCCAUACCCCAUCUCCAUAGAGUGGGGGGAGAGGAGGACACGACAGGGCUCAGGACGGAGGGAGCUUGCUGGCAGCAGCUGCUGUCUCAACUUGCUGAUCUAUUUAAAAUGGUAAUGUACUCAGAGUAGGGUCAGCGUACUUAAAAGGGCAAUGUGUGUGUGUGUGUCUCUCUCUCACACAGGGUGUGUAUCUCUGUCUCUGUCUGCCCCACUGUCUCCCUUCCCUCCAUUCCUGCUGCCUUGUAGAGUGUGAGGCUACAUUAACAACAGCCGAGUGCUAGUUCAUCAUUUAGCAGUAAGGCUCCCUGGGAAAUAUCCCACCCUCUGACUCCACCACCUCAACCAAGCUUCACAAUCAUCAUUGCUGUGUACAGUAUUAAAUUGUUUUAAAACUUA